AGAGAGUGAAGAUUUGCGCUUCAGUCUAAAAACUGGAAUGAAACAGCAAAGUAACAAAGAUGCUUGCCACUGGAAGAGCUCAGAGACAAAAAGCAGUGGACGGCCUCACCUCUCCAAGCAACUCAGGCAUGCAGGAGGAAGAUGCAUACUCCUCUCUUCAGUGGGAUAAUCCAACCCCAAACCCUUUCCAGAAACAUCUGUCUUCCACCAAGUAUUCAGGAACAUGGUGUCUUGCGAUGAUGGUUUUAUGUAUUUUCUGCAUUGGCUCACUAGCAACCUCCAUUUUUUUGGGGAUUAAGUUGUUCCAGGUGUCUGCUAUCGUAAUGAAGCAGCAAGAAAAACUUACCCAACAGGACAGAGCACUGCUGACCCUCACGCAGUGGCAGAGAAACCACAGCCUCCAGAUGAAAUAUUGCCAAACCUUCAUUGAAAACUCUUUCUGUUCAGGCUAUAACUGCAGCCCUUGUCCAGACAAUUGGAUACAGAAUGGAGAAAGUUGUUACUAUGUCUUUGAAAAUUGGAAAAUUUGGCACAGCAGUAAAGAGGAUUGUUUGAAAGAAGGCGCUAAUCUCCUACAAAUAGACAGCAAAGAAGAAAUGGACUUUAUCGCCGGCAGCCUGGGUAAGAUCCAAAGUGGCCGUGGUUACUGAGUGGGGCUGUCCCAGGACGGACUCAGUCAGCCGUGGCUUUGGCAAGACGGCUCCGCCCCUUCCCCUGACCUGUCACCUUUACAGACACCCCAGUCGACUAACCAGCUGUGUGGGUAUCUCAAGGACAAGUUCCUCUCUCUCGCUAACUGCAGCGUUUGGAAGUAUUUUAUUUGUGAGAAGUAUGCGUUAAGAUCCUCUGUCUGAAAGAAAUUGUGCUCGAAGGGAUCUCUUACAAAGCAUUUGGAACAGGUCACUGGAAAACCUCUACCCCGAAAGGACACAGCAAGUAUAGAAUUAAACCAGUGCGUGAGCGAUGAAGCCGCCUACCUGGGACUCAAGACGUACUGUUACUUUUAUACAAGGUAACGUUCGUCAAUACCUUCCAGACACUCAUUUGACCUUGUUCAGUUUGCUAAGAAAAAAACUAAUUUAGAGCUACAGAGGACAAAACCCUACAGGUUUUUGAACAAACUGAAGAAAAAUAAUUUCCAUUCUUUUUUCCUCUUCCUUUUCUUUAGUCUACAGUGACGAUGAAAUCCAUACAGAAAUCUAUAAAUCAUUGCCGAGGUGAUGUAGUUCUAGCUGACUGACUUUUCAAUAAAUAAAUGAAUAAAUGUGGCCUUUUAAACGGGCUGUCUUGCCAGGUAAUUCUAUGCAUGUUUUAGGCUUGUAGGCAUUAUAUUAUUGGGCUGGGAAGGUGGGAGGUUGGAGAUACGGGUUUUCAAACUGGAAGGAAGACAGGCUGCCGUCUGUUUCCUGUAAGAUAAUAAAUACCCUUUUCAUGGCUGUAGGAUUCUCAUGGAAGGUGAACCACUAGCACUUCAGGUAAGCGGAAGGAACAGUCAGGCUGGCAGCACCAGGGUGUCUCCGUUAAGGACAGCUGCCCGUCCCACCGCUCACGGCCCGGACUCAAAGUCAACACUGCAGAACCUUUAAAUCCUUUAAAUGCAUCUCUCUGGGCCUCAAUUUCUUCACUGUAAAAUAAUUAACAGACUUAUUUCAAAAUAUUGUUUGAGGAUUAAAUCAUUAAUAUACAUAUCAUCAACCUUAUUUGUGUGUUCCAGGUAAAAAAUGACCCCUUUUCCUGCCCAUGUUGCAGGAAUAUUGCAAAGAGAGAUUUUAUAUGUAAAAUGUCAGCAACUUUCUAGAGACAGUAUCUGUUUUAAAGUGAAUGAAUCUUCUCAAUAAAUGUGUAGACAAUCCAUGUCCUAAGUUUGUAGGCUCUUUGAACAUGAAUUAGCUUGUUCCCAAAAGACAGUUGAUAGGAAAGUAUCUUAUGAUUUAGAGAAAGACAAAUUCCUUCCUAAUUAUUAUUAUUAUUAUUAUAUUACUUUUCUACCACUUAUUAUCCCUUAUUAUCCCCAGAACAGCUUACUACAAAGUAGAUUCUCAUCAAAUACUUGCUGAAGUCCAUAUAAUUUCAUUUAACCUUUCAUUUUUCACCAGGAGUAGCUGAGCUACAUUAGAUUCUCAUCUUUCUGUCUUUAUAACAAAAAGCCCACUUCCAUCAAUGAAGUAAAAUAAACCCUAGGUCACUGAGGCAGUGCCAGUCAUUUAAAUGAACCCAGCAGUCUAUUGUAACAGGUCACCUCUGAAUGAUAAGGUCCUUCACGAAUGGGAAGGGCAUGAUUUUGGGUUUCUUUUCCUUUGUUUACCCUUGGUCUGGAGUUUAAAUGGUUUGAAUUUCAACAAAAAGGAUUUUCUCCAGUUUUCUGCUGAACCUAGAAAAGGAGAAUAGCAAAGAAAACCUAGUGUAAAUUGUCUCCUGUGUUGGGUUUGCACAGCUGGCCGCUAGCAGCUGAAUAUAAUUAACCUGGAAUAAAGGAGAAACAAUAGCACUUAUUAGUAGUAAAGACUUUGUCUUCAAGAUUCUUCAAAGUAUUGUCAUGGAGCUAUGUUUGGAGAAAGGAUAGGAAGCAUUUAAUAACUCUUUUAAGGAAAAGUACAGUGAAGCAGAAGGCAAACAUCCUCCGGCUGAUGUCACCCUGCCAGUGUUUGGUGCAGUAUUUACAAGUCAGAAUCUUAUCUCAGUGCCGCCGGCAUGAGCUCCUACACAUUUCCUCGGGGGCCAUGCUGCUUUCCACACAGGUAUUAUGGGGGAAGAUUUUUUUUUUUCCUGCAGGUUGCUUUUGACCCGUAAUACCUAGGUCUUUCUCAAGGCAGUGGUAAGAGAUCAGGCCCUAGCCCUGAGAUAACCAGUUUAGUAUCAUACUCUCACCUAUAAUGAACUGAGUAUCUUUGGUCCACCUCAAUGAGUUCCAAGUUAGCUUUAAAAAAAGGGAACAUAAAAGUUUGUUCUACAAAUAUAAAGAGGUUUUGUUAUAUGGAAUGGCUGAAGUAUAUUAAGUGUGUAAAAAGAAAAAUAUUGGAAUAGUAAUAUUGAUACACUAAGAAUAUGUAUUAUUAGAUUCCAAGAAUCUAUUCAUACAAUGAAUCUUGUAAAAAAAAAUAAAAGGUAUGUACACUUUAUAUAUUCUUCAAAAGUGACAAGAAUCCCUUUACAAGGUAUUUGACUCCCAAAUAUUAAGGCCAACCCUGACUUAACCUACUAGACUCAUCUACUUAUUCCAUAAUCUGUGUUUAUCCCGAAAGCAAAUGCUCCCAUUACACUGCUCACACUUCCUGCAGUUACAGGGCUCAUGAAAUGUUUCCUGUUGAUAAGUUUUAAGAGCUGGUUCAAUAUCCUCAGGAAAAGAAAUAGCUCACUGUGUACUCCAGGGAACUCAAUCUACCAGGAAAGCAAUGUUCCUUGUUUGACUUUUCCCGCAAUUUCUUCAGAAUUACCUAAACCCACAAGAGCUGAGAGGGAAAAAGUCCUUUACUGAAAAGAUAAUUCAUAGGGUGCUGCUCUCCCCAGUUCUCAACAACAAAAAUCGUUUUCAGCAAGUCAUAUUUUCAAAUGCAUGUUAUGAUUGUUUCCUAUUCUUAAAAUGUAAGUAAAAGUUUGUGGAGAGAUGUUGUGUCACACUCCUUUUCUGUUCUUUUGAAAUAAUUUCCUCACGUUGAGAUCAGUGUUGGUUGUAUACUGAGGUCAGAUGAGGGGAUUGAAGGAAAAGAUGGGCAGGAAUAAGCUCAACAACAGCAAACAUGUCAAAUAAAUGCUAUUUUUCCCUUCCUCACUCUCUAAAGUGAAACUUUCCCUUAGGUUGCACAUGUGGAGAGAGAAUAAUAUUUGACAACCACUGUCCAGGCAGCCAGACUCCUUGAAGCAAUGACAUGUAAGGAGA
This is a messenger RNA of Manis javanica (Malayan pangolin), 3877 nucleotides long. Lineage: Eukaryota; Metazoa; Chordata; Mammalia; Pholidota; Manidae. The record is from RefSeq and is a predicted model, not a curated record.